Pieris macdunnoughi is the source of this 282-nucleotide messenger RNA. Lineage: Eukaryota; Metazoa; Arthropoda; Insecta; Lepidoptera; Pieridae. The record is from the annotation of a GenBank genome assembly.
AUGUUUAGCCUGACUACCCCGCGGGAGGUGACAGUGGUGGAUGGUGUUCAACUAAUAAUAGACUCCCCUCCAGCGAGCGAUCCUCGGAACGCUGACGGGAGCGCGCACAUGUGGCACCGUCGCCGGCGCCGAUUCUGUGUGCACGUUUAUUUUCGAUACGGUCGUCACGCGGCGCGGUUUACAGUAUCCUUACAUAACGUCCUAUGGUGGGCCGGUAGCCAUAGGCUGCGGCGCACCGUGCACCCAAAUCCCCGCAAGCUGCAGGUCGGUGCACGUUCGUAA